UAGUAACUAUAGUAACUAUAGUCAUGUACACAAGAGCUUCCCGUCGACUUUAUCAAGUAUUCAUAUCGCAGAGUUUUUUGCGCCGCAAUUCUUGUGCGUUGAUAGAACCGAAUUAUCGGCGAUUUGUGGAAGUCUUAUCUGAUCGUUCAUCAGAAUCAGGCAGAUUGACACGAAGUUUACACUCAUCUAAUUGGCCUUAUCGAGAAGCAGAUACUGUAAUUAAAUGUGAAAACACAAAAAUGGCACUUAACGUAGACUACAAGCAGCUCCUAGAGGCUCAAAAGGACGAUGACGUUCUAAUCGUCGAUGUUCGGGAACAUGCGGAGAUAAACGAGACUGGAAAAUUACCUGGAAGCAUUCAUAUACCAAUGGACAAUGUUCGACAAAUAUUCCUAAAUCUUUCGGAAGAGGAGUUUGAGGAACGCUAUAGCAGACCUAAACCCAGUAAAGACACAAAAAUUAUAUUCAGCUGCCGGUCUGGUAAAAGAAGUGGGGCAGUGCAGGAAGCUAUGCAAAAAUUAGGAUAUACAAGGGCAUAUAAUUACACCGGAGGUUGGCUGGAUUGGGAAAGCAAGAGUAAAAGUUAAUAAAUAAAUAAAAAAGGAGAUAGUUGUUAAAUAUAUUAUAAAAAUUUUCACUGUUAAACUUAUUUCAAAAUCACACUGCAAUUAUUCUGUGUUCUAUUUCUGUAAGUAAUAAAAAAAAUUAAAGAUAAAUAUUUAUAUCAAUCUA
Messenger RNA from Nylanderia fulva, 732 nucleotides. RefSeq names its product rhodanese domain-containing protein CG4456. Lineage: Eukaryota; Metazoa; Arthropoda; Insecta; Hymenoptera; Formicidae. The record is from RefSeq and is a predicted model, not a curated record.